AUGUCGUCCAAGACCGCUCAAGCGCGCCUCUCGCAAGUCGAGGGCUCGUUCAAGCCGUCAUCAGAAUCGAUAUACUCGACCGAGCCGUCGGCGGACCACGCGCCAUAUCCUUAUCCUGUGCCAAACUCGCUGACGCCGUACUGGCGAACGGAGCUCCACCCGCUGGACAGUGCGCGCACCACGCCCGAUCUACCCGCCGAGACGGACAUCCUCAUCAUCGGUGCCGGCUACUCGGGCGCGUCGACGGCGUAUCACUUGCUGAAGGACAACCCCAACCCGCCGCGGAUCACGAUACUAGAGGCGCGUGAGGCGUGCUCGGGCGCAACAGGGAGAAACGGCGGGCACCUCAAGCCGGACGUGUACUUCCAGGUGCCCAAGUACACGGCGCUGUUCGGGGCCGAGGCGGCCGACGAGCUGGCGGCGUUCGAGGCGUCGCAGGUGCUGGCGGUCAAGGAGCUCGUGGAGCGCGAGGGCAUCGACUGCGACUUCGCGCUGACGCGGGCCGUCGACGUCUGCCUCGACGCCGACCACGCCGCCAAGUGCAAGAGCGAGUUCGCCGAGCUGCAGGCCCAGGGCCGGCCGUCGGUGCGCGACGUCUUCUUUUCCGAGGGCGCCACGGCCGAGAUCAUCUCCGGGGUCAAGGGCGCCAAGUGCGCCUUCACCUUCACCGCGGGCCAUGUCUGGCCGUACAAGCUGGUCAUGCACCUCCUGGCCAUGGGCGUCGCGCGCGGCGUCAACCUGCAGACGCACACGCCCGUCACCAGCGUGAGCGAGGCGCGCGACUCGUCGGGGUGGUGGAGCGUCAACACCCCGCGCGGACAGGUGCGCGCCAAGCAGCUCGUCUACUGCACCAACGCCUACACCGCCGGCGUCGCGCCGCAGUACCGCGACAAGAUCAUCCCCGUCAAGGGCAUCUGCAGCAGGCUCAAAGUGCCCCCGGGCGCCGCCUGCCCGCAUCUGCCAAACACUUACAGCCUGCGCUACGCCCCGGGCAUCUACGACUACCAGAUCACCCGCACCGACGGCAGCAUCGUCAUCGGCGGCGCCAAGCAGUGGUUCUGGCACGACCGCAGCCACUGGUACGGCGUCACCGACGACGCCUCGCUGAUCGAGCCUGCGAAGCAGCAUUUCCCGGGCUUCAUGCAGCGCAACUACCGCGGCUGGGAGAAUAGCGGCGCCGAGCUCGACUCUCUCUGGACCGGCAUCAUGGGCUACACCGCCGACAUGAUGCCACACAUUGGCGAGGUUCCGUCGAAGCCUGGCCAGUUCGUAAUGGCCGGCUUCAACGGCCACGGCAUGCCGCUAAUCUUCCUGUCGUCCAAGGGUCUCGCCAAGAUGCUCUUGGACGGCGUGCCGUUCGAGCAGACGGGCAUCCCCCGGCUAUUCAAGACGACGGCCGAGCGCGUGGCGAGCAAUGAGAACUUGAUCUUGAAUAGCAAGCCGCAAUAG
Messenger RNA from Lasiodiplodia theobromae, 1449 nucleotides. Its product is annotated as FAD dependent oxidoreductase. Gene Ontology annotation, cellular component: cytoplasm. The record is from RefSeq and is a predicted model, not a curated record. The transcript is spliced from 5 exons. Bases 1 to 1449 code for a protein of 482 amino acids. NCBI's taxonomy places the organism in Eukaryota, Fungi, Ascomycota, Dothideomycetes, Botryosphaeriales, Botryosphaeriaceae. Gene Ontology annotation, molecular function: oxidoreductase activity.